Molecule: messenger RNA, 1110 nt
Organism: Dromiciops gliroides (monito del monte)
Lineage: Eukaryota; Metazoa; Chordata; Mammalia; Microbiotheria; Microbiotheriidae
Product: cytokine receptor-like factor 2
Exons: 9
Coding region: 1-1110 (369 amino acids)
Biological process (GO): cytokine-mediated signaling pathway
Cellular component (GO): external side of plasma membrane
Molecular function (GO): cytokine receptor activity; protein binding
Source: RefSeq, a predicted model, not a curated record
AUGGGGAGAGUCCUUUGGGCUUGUGUAGCAGUGAUUCUACUGGGAGACCGAGUGAUUUCUAGAGAACCUGAGAGAAGAGGCAAUGUAAGUAUACAGAUUAUCAACUUCAAUCUUGAAAGGACUCUUGUUAAGUGGAAUGUCAGUGAAUACUUGGCUGAAAAGAAUUUAACUUUCCUUUAUGGAUUGGACAAUGCUUCACCUUCACAAGAGUGUCCUCACUACACUAUUUAUCAAGGUUAUACUUCUGGAUGUGUUUUUAAGGCUGAAAAUAAAGGACUGACUUUUUUACUCAAGAGAGAAGAUAAAGUUCUUGAACGAAGGGUUGUGAGGCUUAGGCAUUAUUUAAAACCCAAUUCUCCAACCAAUGUGAGCUUCACAUGGAGAGAAGACUCAGUUAUAAUAACAUGUUCUGAUUUGCCCUAUCAUGGUCUCACCUAUGAAAUUCAACACAAAAGCAUCUUUGAUCAAAAAUGGCAGUCCAACACGAAUGAAAUAUGUAAUGUUACAAUAGGCAGCUUGGAUUUUGAAAAGUGUUAUUUCUUCCGGGCCAGAGUCGUAGCAAAAAUGGCUAUGUAUGGCAGUAGGACGUAUCCUAGUGAUUGGUCCCCUGUAACACACUGGAAGAGGAGCAAAUUGAAAGAUUCAUGCACCGAGGCAGUUGAAAAAACUUCCCCAAAAUAUAUCUACAUAAUUACCAGUCUGGUUAUCUUCCUAAUGGUAUUGCUUCUCCUUUUAUUUUUGAGUAAAGCUCAGAGAGUUAAGAAAUUAUUCAUGCCCGUUGUACCUGAUCCCAAAUAUUCUUUUCCUGGUCUAUUUGAUUGUCAUAAGGGGAACUUUCAGGAGUGGAUCCAGGAUACUGAAAACGUCACCAGCUCAAUUAAAGUAGAACAUUUGGAGCAGGAGUGUGUUGUUGAGGAGGGGCUUAUAGAGGAACUUGCCAAGAAAGAGGCCAAGGACAAGGAUGGAAAAGCCUUCCAGGAACAUCUACAAUCAAAUGAAGACAAUCUGAGCUCUAAUCAAGUCUCUUGUGUCCCACCUCAAGGCAAUGAUUCUGUGUGCCUGGGUGAUCUGAAAUUUGUUAUGAAUGAUAGCAUGUAUGUUGUAUUAUGA